This is a messenger RNA of Plasmopara halstedii, 1128 nucleotides long. RefSeq lists its product as uncharacterized. Bases 1 to 1128 code for a protein of 375 amino acids. The record is from RefSeq and is a predicted model, not a curated record. NCBI's taxonomy places the organism in Eukaryota, Oomycota, Peronosporomycetes, Peronosporales, Peronosporaceae. The transcript is spliced from 2 exons.
AUGAAGCUGGACAAUCCGCCAGCUACAGAUAUCGUGACGGCCGCUUCCAUUAAGCUGACGGAGAUCAGACGUCUGAAGCACCGGGAGUAUGUGAAAAAAUCGUAUAAGAAAAAGCUUACAACACUUGAUAGUCUUCGACGAGAGUUAGAGGAACUGGACAAACAGCAUUCCACCAUGCUGCUGUCGGAAAGUAGCAACAAUCAGCGACGGGACGAACGCCCCAGCGUCAAGAAUGUUACUAGCAUUACGAAUUCGCUUAUGGAAAAGUAUUUGCGAGCCACAGAGCUCAAGAAAUGGUAUCAGCACGAGAAUCACCGACUGUACCAGCUUAACGCUUGCUACAUGAAGAUUGAAAGCCGUAUGGGUCAAUUAUUGGACUCUGAAGCUACUAAAGCACCGCUUCCUGGACUUUGUAAUGUUUCGCAGUAUCAUAUUCAUCCGCUACCUGACAUAUUAUACAUGAAAAUUAUUAAUGACACAAUAUGUGACGUGCUUCGUUUCGCCCGUAGUUCUGAGAAGUUAAGCACUGGCGCCCGUGUUUUUGGCUGGAUCGAUCAGCGCGAGGUUAUCGGACGUACUUUAAAAUUUGCACUUCAAAAGCAGUUUAGUCUUAGUCCUCGUGAUUUGCUGCAACGGAGUUGGUCAAUUUUUUCGAACCCACUGGAAUUUCCAAAAGUUUACGGCUCAGCUUUAAAAGCACAAUUUCAUUUGCUGCAGCAAAUAGAUGCUGACACAAUACUCUUCUACCGACGUAUUACAGUACCGGCAAAUGACACACGAGCAGUCAAAACAGUGUUUUUGCUUUCGAGAAGGCAGGUUGAAGAGGGUUAUUUGCUACUCUUUCGAUCAAUUGAUAAGGAACUCGUGCACUUUAAAGAGGUUGAUGGUGGUGGUUUGAAUAACAUUGAUGGACAAUCUGCGGCAGCACUCAAGUCAAUACCUUCCGAUACGUGGGUUGACAUGUACAUCUGGGUUUUGUUUUACGAGGUACCCGAGAAGCCUAAAGAUUGCUUGUUUCACUUUGGUGGAACUGCCACUACGACACUUUGGCUACGUGAAGUUUUAUUCAUCGCGGUUCGAUGGGAAGGCAUGGCUGUCGGAUCGCAAUUUUCACUUACAGCCGAAUGA